Molecule: messenger RNA, 1842 nt
Organism: Purpureocillium lilacinum
Lineage: Eukaryota; Fungi; Ascomycota; Sordariomycetes; Hypocreales; Ophiocordycipitaceae
Biological process (GO): fatty acid metabolic process
Molecular function (GO): NAD+ binding; oxidoreductase activity, acting on the CH-OH group of donors, NAD or NADP as acceptor
Source: RefSeq, a predicted model, not a curated record
AUGACUGCCUUCACGUUACCCUCCACGCACGGGCGCGUCGUCACCGUCCUCGGCGGCGGCGUGCUCGGCCGACGCAUCGCCUGCGCCUGGGCAGCGAGCGGCUUCGACGUCACCAUCCGCGACCCCAGCGCCGAGCAGAGAAUCGCCGCCAAGCACUACUGCGACACCAGCAUGCCGCAGUACUCGGACUCAUCCCGUCGCGGCACCGUCCGCGCCGUUGAAGACAUGGCCGCGUCCGUCAGCGACGCCUGGCUCGUCAUCGAGGCCGUGCCGGAGAAGCUCCCCCUCAAGAUCUCGACCUUUGCCGAGCUCGAGACGCUCGCGCCGGGGGACGCCAUCCUGUGCAGCAACUCGUCGUCGCUCAAGUCGCGCGACAUGGUGGGCGGGCUAAGGCCGCAGACGCGUCGUCGCGUGCUCAACAUGCACUACUACAUGCCGCCGGGGAACCGCAUCGUGGAGCUCAUGACGGAUGGGGAGACGGACGAGCGCAUCUUUCCGUUCCUCGUGGAGCGGCUGAGGGAGAUUGGCAUGCAUCCGUUUGUGGCGCGCAAGGAGAGCACCGGCUUGAUCUUUAACCGGCUCUGGGCGGCCAUCAAACGCGAGGUGCUGAAUAUUCUGGCCGAGGAGGUGUCGACGCCUGAGGAGGUGGAGCGCAUGUGGAAGGAGAUGUAUGUCAAUAACCACUCUGGGCCGGUGGCUAUGAUGGAUGCGGUUGGGCUUGAUACCGUGUCCUUCAUUGAGCAGCAUUAUAUCGACGAGAGGGGGCUGCCGGACGCGCCGGUCAAGUUCCUGCAGAGCUACAUCGACGCCGGCAAGCUGGGCGCCAAGUCACCCAAGGGCGGGCUUCUGCCCCCCGGCGGCACGACGAGGGCCGUCAACGGCUCGCACGGAGACCACGACAACGUCCACUCCCCGCUGCUCUACCUGCUCGACAUUGGCCUCUCCGCCAAGAACCCCCAGGACGCCUUCCACGCCGGCCGCGUGCUCGUCGGCUCGCAGGACGCCCGACCACUCAAGGCCCUGGUCUCGAACCAGCACACCCCCGACGGCAUCGACAUCUCCCUCUCAGCGGGCAAGCUCUUCUGGACGAGCAUGGGCAUCCCAUCGCAAAACGACGGCGCCGUGUACAGCUCCAACCUCGACGGCAGCGACGUCACGGCCAUCGUCCCCCGCGGCGCGGUCCACACGCCCAAGCAGCUCACCGUCGACAGCGUCAACUCGAAGCUCUACUUCAGCGACCGCGAGGGCCUGCGCGUCAUGCGCUGCGCGUUCGACGGCUCCGGCCUCGAGGUCCUCGUGCAGACGGGCGACUGGCGCGACGAGAGCCACCAGGCCGACCAGACGCGCUGGUGCGUCGGCGUGACGGUGUCGCCCGCGACGGGCAAGUUCUACUGGACGCAAAAGGGCCCCUCCAAGGGCGGCAAGGGGCGCAUCUUCCGCGCCGAUAUGGUGUUCCGCGCGGGCGAGGCGGCUGCGUCGAGGACCGACGUUGAGUUGCUGUUCCAGAACCUGCCGGAGCCGAUUGACCUCGAUGUCGAUGAGGCGGAGAACAUGCUGUACUGGACGGACCGAGGCGAGCUGCCCCUCGGCAACAGCAUCAACCGCGCCAAGCUGGAGACGGUCCACCCGGCUGAAGCCCCGAGCCGGCCGGGCAAGGAUUACGAGGUCAUCGCGCGCGACAUGCACGAGGCCAUCGGUAUCAAGCUGGACCCGACCAACAGGCACAUCUACACAACCGACCUGGGCGGCACCGUCUACCGGCUGAACUUGGAUGGGGGAGAUCGAAAGAAGCUGUACGAGGGGUCAGGAGCGAUUGCAGGCAUCACUCUCGCGUACGUGUAG